AAUUUGUCAACAGCAUCAUUCUUUUGAGAGUAUCAACAACAUCAAGUUGAGUUAUUUUAAAUUAAAAGUAAAAAAUCGCUGAAAAAAAAUGAAGACGAAGGAAGUGAUGGCACCAAAAAAGGAUGAAAUCACAUGGAAGUCAAUAACAAAUAAUAUUGUGAAAGCAAUAAAGAACAAGCGAUACGAUCCAGUUGAACUAUUGCCAAAAAAUGUAGUUGAUAAAAUCUUUGACUACAUUAAAGGAAAGGAACUAAUGACAGUGUCGCUUGUCAAUCACCGGUGGUACAAUUUUAUUGGAAAAUCAGAAAGACACAUGAGCAAAGUUGAAAUUCGUAUUGUGGAACCAAGAACUGGACGUCUUCCUUUAUUUACCAUGAGAGACGCUACAUUUAUGACUCAAAAUAGAAGGAAGUAUCAAAACAUAUCGUUGAUUAGUUUGGAAUUUGGGCUCCGAACACAGCACAAACUCCUGCUUGCAAAUUUCCAAUGGAGAAUUGUAAGACUCAUUUGUCACGGAUUCAAGACACAAAUUGAUUUGAAUAAUUUUCUUGGAAUGAUCGAGCCUUAUGUUGAGGAAAUAGUGCUACGUUCUAUUUGUAUUAAAAAGGAUAUACUUCAUACUUUAGAACAAAACUUCACCUUUCCAAGACUAAUGAAAUUGUCGAUCAGAAACUGUUCAGCAUACGUUUACAAUGGACCAUUUAAUGGAGUUACUAAUCUGUACAGCUUAAACAUCGGAACUGAAUAUUCAUCAAAAUACUCACCAGGCAAACAUAAAGGAACUUUAAGAAAUCAAGGCAUUCAGAAUAUUAUGUUAAAUAAUCAUUACCUUGAUGAGCUGGAAUUGUUUUUAAGCCAAGAAGAUUUUGAUGCUAUUUAUAUGAAUGAAAGAUUUUUGAGGAAUAUCCGAUUCUCUUUAUACUCAUUGUCCGUUGGAUGUUUCAUACAACAAGAUAAUGAAGGAAUCAAUAUCGUUCAGAUCAAUAAUUUCAUUCGCUUUCUUGAGUCACAAAAAUAUUUGGUGGAACUAAACCUUGAAAAAUGGCUUGGAAUCUUAGUUUUGGAAUGCUCAGUAAAUGAUAUGCAGCUAAGAGGCUUAACAAUCACAACAUUCGAACAAUUUGGACAACACAACGAUUCUGUUGAUCAUCUUUCACUACAGAGGAACCAAACAAUUGAACAUUUAAGGAUAUGGACACAAAAUAAUAGUGUCGUCAAAGAAAUUGUAAAUCCAUCAGGCCACCGAUCAAUGCAGUAUUAAAAAGAUUUCAUUAUAUGGAGAUAAGAGUCUCAUGUGCUACUAUUUUUAGAGACCUGAUUGCAUAUAAAGGCUGUAAUUACAGUUUUGAACAAGUUUUCUUGGAUGCAGCAUGGAAGUUACAAAAGCAGAUAAAUUUGGAAAUAAUGACAAAUAGCUAUAGAAGGCAUAGCUUUUAAGGAUAUUAUAAAAGUGAUUGUGAGGAACUUUGGAGAUCUAAACUAAGAUAAAUUCUUCAAGAGUUGUUCAUUUCAUACAAUUUGUAAUUCCAAAAUAUGGAUUUAACGUUUCAAUGGCAAAUCUGGGCAAAUCAUAAUAAUUGUUUAAAGAUAAUUGAGUAAUGAUGAGAAGCUUAAAUGACCAAUGUGAGCUUAGUUUGACAAAAAUAAUAUGUAUAUUGCAAAUAAAUUAAUUACCUAAGCUCACUUUUGUUCAUAUUAAGCUCAAUAGCUCUUUAAUUAUUGAUUACAUCAGAUUAUACAUUGAACAUACAUUAAAUAGUGUCUUAAGUUACAUAAAUUUUAAGAAAACUUAAUUAAAAUUAUAAGGUCAAGUAUUUUUGACAUUGUGACAAUUGAAAAUAUUUG
Chironomus riparius is the source of this 1845-nucleotide messenger RNA. Lineage: Eukaryota; Metazoa; Arthropoda; Insecta; Diptera; Chironomidae. The record is from the annotation of a GenBank genome assembly.